AGUAAACUGUGUGCACUGACUGUCUUAGUUAGCUGUCAUCAUCACGCUUCGCCACAUCUAACGUUAGCUAACUAAACGUGUUAAUGCGAUGCACCGGGAACUUAUUGAUCAUGGCUAACCUACGGAUUUAUUUGGUGGCGGUUGUCCAGACUGUCCUCUACAGCAGAGCCUGUGACGCUCUUUGGUGUAACUGCACAAUUGCCCAGUGUGAGAAGACGGGUUCUCAGUGCGAGACCGACGGAGCCUGUGUUGCUUCCACUUCACUGAUUGACGGCCAAGAGCAGCACAUCCGAACAUGCAUCACACAGGACAAACUUGUCCCCCCUGGACAGCCGUUCUACUGCCUCAGUGCAGAGGGCCUGCUCAACAUCCACUGCUGCUACACAGACUACUGCAACAGCAUCGACCUCAAAGUACCAUCUGUGACAACUCAGUCAGAACUAGGAGGAGGCUACGGUCCAGGGGGGACCUGGGGGCUGGUGGAACUGGUAGCUGUGAUUGCUGGGCCACUGUUUCUGCUCUGCCUGCUGCUGCUAGUGGGUGUGUUCAUGUUCCAGUACCACCAGAGGGCCUACAGCCACAGACAGAGACUGGAGGUGGAGGAUCCCUCCUGUGACCACCUCUACUUGGCUAAAGACAGGACCCUGCAGGACCUCAUUUACGAUCUGUCUACAUCUGGUUCAGGAUCUGGGUUGCCGCUGUUUGUCCAGCGGACCGUGGCCAGAACCAUUGUCCUUCAAGAGAUAAUUGGCAAGGGGCGCUUCGGAGAAGUGUGGCGGGGAAGAUGGAGGGGCGGUGAUGUGGCAGUGAAGAUCUUUUCAUCCAGAGAAGAGCGCUCCUGGUUCCGUGAGGCUGAAAUCUAUCAAACCAUCAUGCUCCGCCACGAGAACAUUUUGGGCUUUAUAGCUGCUGACAACAAAGAUAACGGCACAUGGACCCAGCUGUGGCUUGUGUCAGACUACCAUGAGCAUGGCUCUCUGUUUGACUACCUGAACCGCUACUCUGUUACUACUGAAGGAAUGAUCAAACUGGCGCUGUCAGCUGCCAGUGGCCUUGCACAUCUACACAUGGAAAUUCUUGGAACACAAGGAAAGCCAGGUAUAGCCCACCGGGAUCUGAAGUCCAAGAACAUCCUUGUGAAGAAGAACUGCACUUGUGCCAUCGCUGACCUGGGUUUGGCUGUCCGUCACGACUCUGCAACGGAUACCAUUGACAUCGCCCCCAACCAAAGGGUUGGCACAAAGAGGUACAUGGCUCCAGAGGUUCUGGACGAGAGCAUCAACAUGAGACACUUCGACUCAUUCAAAUGCGCUGAUAUCUAUGCUUUGGGGCUGGUCUACUGGGAGAUUGCACGCCGUUGUAACAGUGGAGGUAUCCAUGAGGAGUACCAGCUACCCUACUAUGACCUGGUCCCUUCUGACCCGUCUAUAGAGGAGAUGAGGAAGGUGGUGUGUGACCAAAAGCUACGACCCAAUAUCCCAAACUGGUGGCAGAGCUACGAGGCUUUGCGGGUUAUGGGUAAAAUCAUGAGGGAGUGUUGGUAUGCAAAUGGGGCGGCCCGCUUAACAGCCCUGCGCAUUAAAAAGACCCUGUCCCAGCUCAGCAUCCAAGAGGACAUAAAAGUCUGAGCUACAUCAGCCAAGCACUGAGAAAGAGCACUGAAGAAGACCCGGCUUCAGACUGUUCAUACAAAGGCGUUAGGCCUUCUUCAGAGCACAGAACGCACAAAGUAAGAUAGAGGAGAGAGUGGCACGUUGUAAAAUAUUAUUCCAUAAACACUCCUGCCACUUUCAAAGCCACUUGGUUUCUGACAAACCCUACCUCGCUUACCCAGCCAAACUACCAAGAGCACCUUUUCUGUCUUGUCCUCCUCAGCUACUGCUGCCCUACCUGAACCUUUUUCCUCUCUACACUCCAUACUAACAAAGAUCCUUGGAUUUCCUCUGUACUUGUAUGCAAUCAAUAACAGGAUAUAUAAUGAACCAGUUAACAUGUUAAAUAUCAGUUGCUGAUAUUCUAUCAAAGUCUCUUUAAACACAGUUGCUUAAUAGUUAAUGAACAGAAACUAUUGUCUUUGUAACAGUAAGGGUUGUUUUAAGUUAUUUUUACCUAUUCUGCUAUUUAAAUGAUCCGAUCUUGUUAAUAUUCAGUAUGGGUGUUUGUAAGGCUAUCGUGUAGAUUUCUCUGUGCACGUCAGUAGCACACAGGCGCUUCUUAGAAACUCUUCAAAGCAAAUAAUCCAUCUGGUUCUGCUACAGCAGUGUGGUUUAGUUGUAUGCUAAUAACCAUGUAAGCAUGUACAAAGCAGUAGAGACAGCCGGUGUAAAUUCAGCCUGUCAGCUUUUAAAGAGGAGUGUUGAGACGUUCAAGUAUUAGGGCACCUUUCCACACGUGAUUUAGACUUUGGAACAUUGCCUGGAGUUCACCCCAUAAGCUGUUGUAAACCUCAGGUCUUCUGUAUUAUUAACCAUUGAACACAUUUUUUUUGUUUCACUGGUUAAAAACAGCUUUGCAAGACAUUUGGGAAUAAUUUACCAGUAUGCAUUUUGCUUGAAGUGAAUGGUGCAAUGUCACAGCUGCCAGUGUUGUCAUACUGCACCAACACUUUGGCCGACAUACUGACUAGAUUCAGUUUGUCACAAAACACAAGCAGCUUGUUGCUACUGUUAAAUUGUUAGAAAGUUUUCUGAUCUCAAAGCAGCCGGUGACUAACAUACCUGCCAUGGGACUGAACAUUGCUCCGGUCCAGAUAAGCUGGUACAAAUGACAUUCAGAUAAAACUUCAUCUUUUCCAGCAGCCAAUACUACUUACACUGUAUCUGAAAUACGAGGCAGAUUAUUGAUACAGAAGUAAUGUUUUUAAUCUUUUAAAUGUACACUAACUCAAGGAAUCUGAAUGAUAAACUGUUUUGUGUUUAUUUUUAUAUUGCCACAGCAUGUCCUUUGUCCAUCUUCUUUUCCCUUAAGGGCACACCCUCCCUUGCCAAGUAUAACUACUGCAUAUGAACAGCUUUUUAAUGUGGUAUUUAUGUAUAUAUACACGUUUAUUUUCAGUUACUUUAAAAUAUUGGUGAUGUUUUAGGUGGUUGAACCUUUUAUACCUAUUUUCCGUUUUGGUGCAAACAAAAUCAAAGACUUAUGUUAACAGAAUUCUGUGUUGUUAUACUUUCCGACCUUUGAGGAAACAUUUCUGCAUGUGUCAGACACGAUGCUUGUCAACGUUCCCCAUUUAGCAUUCUAUUACUGCAGAGCAGUAUCUGAUUUCUUUUAAUCAAUGGUUCCCCAUGCAGAUCCUCUUGUUCACCAUAGUAUACCUCCUCAGUGUUCAGUAUAUGUAUGCUCUCCUUUACACUAACACUGUCAUAAAUCACUUUAUGCAUUUUUAAUUUUCAGGAAAUUGGUGCACUUUCGUCUUUUAGUCAUGCAAAUUCCACAGGUACUGUUUGUGUGUCUCUGUGAGUCUUAAGUGUGUUAUUUAUGUCUAUGCUGUGAGUCCCUAUGAGAGCCGGACAGGCCACAUGUGCACUACUACUGACCUCACAGCAUUAAAACCAAAUUAUUCUCAGAAUCGUCUCUGCCAGCGGCCUCCUAUAUUUAUUUCAGAUCACACCACUAAAAUGCAAAUGUUUACACAAUUCAGUUGCAGGACACUCCAUCAGACUGGAAGUUUUAAAAAACAAUCAGACUUUUCUUUUUUAUCUCUGGGACAAAAAAAAGUGGAAUAUGAUACUACUGAAAUGUCAAUGUGCUGUCCCAUUCAUGUGUUUCAGAUACACUGGUUAUUUUACAUGUCUUAUUUCUUAUUUUGCAGUGUUUUUAAUAUGUAUCACAGAUUGUAAAACAGACCCAGACUAAGCAGACAAGACUUGUUUUAGUUGUUUUUCACUGGAGAAACCGGGGACCUAUCCUGUUUGGAAUGUCAAUUUAUACACUGAAGAUUUAUCAAAGUGUAUGUACCUUUACAAUGUGAGAAAUACACUGAAUUUAAGGUUUUAAAUACCCAGGUCAAAGUAUUUAUGUGAAAGAAUAUUAUUAAGAAUUGAAGACAUGCAUUAGCACUGUAGGUUGUGACAAAGACCAGACUGCAUCUGUGUAAAAGUCCCUUCAGGUCUUUAAUCAUGUAACUUAUAAUAUAGAGUAAUAAAUACUGUUUUUUCCUA
Molecule: messenger RNA, 4160 nt
Organism: Sphaeramia orbicularis (orbiculate cardinalfish)
Lineage: Eukaryota; Metazoa; Chordata; Actinopteri; Kurtiformes; Apogonidae
Product: activin receptor type-1B-like
Exons: 9
Coding region: 84-1628 (514 amino acids)
Biological process (GO): protein phosphorylation; cell surface receptor protein serine/threonine kinase signaling pathway; cellular response to growth factor stimulus
Cellular component (GO): signaling receptor complex; plasma membrane
Molecular function (GO): transmembrane receptor protein serine/threonine kinase activity; ATP binding
Source: RefSeq, a predicted model, not a curated record